UGGGAAUUAACACGCGACAAUGGUUAGUAAAUGAAUCCACUUGCCAGCGGAGCUCCUUGCAUCGAUCAUCUCUCCUUUUAAGAUACGAUUGACUGGAACAGAUGCUUACAUGAUCCAGGCCAUGCCAGCGGGUUAUAAGCCAUCACCUCUAGGAUACGGCUCUCCUCGAAGUUCUCCUUUCCGCAGACCGGAAUCCCCUGCGUCACCCACGACGCCCAGGUUUACAACAACGCCAACACAGUCACCGACGAAAGUUGGCAACGUGCAUACCCCUUCGAGAUUUGCUGCCACAGUAGAGUCGCCUACAAGCAGCACGGACAGCUAUACUCCCCGUGGACAGGUCCAGACGAACGAGAUGCCGCUUCCCCACUCUCUCGCUUCUCCAGCGCAUAUAUCCUCGUCACGUCCACAAGCACCGUUACAGGGGAACGCACUUUCGCAAUUACAACCAGCGCAGCUCCGCGUUCUAAGGGAUGGGUUCCAAAUUUUGGAUAGAGACAGUGAUGGGGUCGUAAAUAGGGAAGACGUCGCAGACAUGCUCAACCAGCUAGGACUGCCUUCUGGCCCAUCCGACAUAUCACAGUUCUUCCCGCCAGGGGGACCGCAGACCACGACCCUUGCAGUAUUCCUCAAUUCGAUAGCUUCGACAUUGGCCGCGAUGUCGCCCAGCGUGGAGCUCCUGUCUGCCUUUUCCGCCUUCGACGACGAUGACAGUGGCCAGGUAGACCUUAACGAGCUCCGAGAUGCGCUACUGCAUACCGCGCCGGAGCCAGGAGAGAGGGCUCUGACGCCGUUGGAGGUUGACAAGAUCAUGGUUGGAUUCAGUGGUAGAAGGGCUUUCAGCAAGAACAGCAUGGCUGGCGGUCUCGGCAAACGCGGCGAGGUUUUCAAGUACCAGGAGUUCGUGAAUUCCAUCGUCGGCGGAAACGGAUCGUCAGAGCCUACUUCCCACGAAAACUCCGAGGGAUGAGGUCGUAUUGGCGAGAGGACCUUGUAUAAUCUAUGUGGAAUUUUUGGAAUCAGGGGCUUCAUCCAAAGGUUUAUGGGGACAAGGGCUUAGGGAACGUAUGCCCUGGUGCUAAGGAGUUUGAGUGGACAAGUACGGUAAAGGUUCAUUGCUAUUAGUCUGCGAACAACCCGGAUUAAUAUGGCUUUCUUCGUAUUGCAGGACUUAGAUAUCUAGGUACCUAUGUUGGUGGUUGUUGAUGGUCCCCCUUGGGAUCCCAAAGAACACAGUCCCAACAUGGUUGAACUAAUUAAUAUACUGACCGAUAUAUGGUCUAUCAAAAAGCUAUUUGGAAUACGAAUCUAAUUAUAUAGGCUGAGGUUGCCAUUCGCCAAGCACUCCAUGCUGUUACGAUACUGUACAAUCAUCCAUCGGAACAUUACCAAAGAAUUGGAGUUACAUGAGUAGUGUUGAUAAGGUAUGCAGAGACGGAACAAUGUUGUCCAUGUUUGGAUUACCUAUAACUUCAAAUUAUCCCCGUAUAUUCGUGUCAAACAACACUAACAAAUUUACUUGCAAAUAUUUACAAAAAGGAGGUGAUACAUACAUAGGUUACUGAGCAAACAAUAUGGGGAUGAAAAUCAUCACUUUACAUCAAUAUCAAGGACCGACGAUGUUACAAACUUACCCUUCGAUUACUAAAUGUGGUUUGCUGCUUAUACGGUUGUAGUACAAACAGCGUUAAACGUUAUCAAUCAA
Messenger RNA from Annulohypoxylon truncatum, 1705 nucleotides. RefSeq names its product EF-hand. Gene Ontology annotation, biological process: mitotic cytokinesis; actomyosin structure organization. Gene Ontology annotation, cellular component: cytoplasm; myosin II complex. NCBI's taxonomy places the organism in Eukaryota, Fungi, Ascomycota, Sordariomycetes, Xylariales, Hypoxylaceae. Gene Ontology annotation, molecular function: cytoskeletal motor regulator activity; calcium ion binding; myosin heavy chain binding. The transcript has 2 exons. The record is from RefSeq and is a predicted model, not a curated record. The coding region runs from base 110 to 970 and encodes 286 amino acids.